AUGGCAAUUGACACAGGUGCUGAGGUGACCCUCAUAAACCGGAAAACCUACAAAUUACUGGGAAAACCGGUUCUCCGACCAGCAGCACAAAAGUUGACCGUAGCAAACGGAACAACACUCGAAACUGCUGGCAUUCUUUCAUGCCAAGUCGAUCUUGAAGGAUCCCAAUUCACGGGAGACUGCUACGUAACGGACAACUGCUCCUUACUGGGUCUCGACUGGAUGAAGCACGAGAAGAAUGGUCAAAUACUGAACCCGAAGUUAAUUUCAAGAAGAAUUACGACCGUCCAAGAGAACCAAAGCAACUCAGAAGACUCUGAUACGGGACUUCGGGACAAAAUCCAGAAACGGUUUCCGUCAAUCGUAGACGGGAAACUGGGAAAGUGCACCAAGUACGAAGCGAAAAUAACGCUCAAAAAGUCAUCCACACCAAUAUUCAAGAAAGCUAGGCCGGUCGCGUAUGCCAUCCUACCAGCAAUCGCAGCAGAAAUCGAACGUCUGGAAUCAACGGGCGUAAUCGAGAAGGUCAACAGUUCGGCGUUCGCGGCUCCAGUUGUAGUAGUUCGAAAAAGCAGCGGAGGCAUCCGUCUCUGCGCAGACUACUCAACAGGCCUCAACACAGCAAUCGAGGACGACAACUACCCACUCCCCACCGCAGAGGACAUAUUCAGCACCCUGAAUGGCGGUACGUGGUUCUCGAAAAUCGACCUAAGUGAGGCCUAUCUGCAAAUUCCUGUGGACGCGGAAAGUCAGAAGCUGUUGACGAUCAACACCCCGAAGGGACUCUACAGAAUGAAAAGACUCCCCUUCGGCAUCAAAACGGCCCCAAGCAUCUUUCAACGCUUGAUGGACACGCUGGUGGCGGACCUCGAAGGCACCACGGCAUACCUAGACGAUAUAAUCGUUACAAGCAAAACGAAGGCCGAACACGAGAAUAGAAUUUUGAAACUCUUCGGAAGACUGGCAGAAUUCGGACUGAAAGCUCAACUCAACAAGUGCAGCUUCAUGAAGAGCCAAAUCCAAUACCUCGGAUUCAUCCUCAGCAAGGAGGGUCGAAAGCCAGAUCCGGAAAGAAUACAACCGAUUGUCGCUCUGCAGAAGCCUACGAACAUCAGCCAAUUGAGAGCCUUUCUUGGUAUGAUAACAUUCUACAAUAACUUCGUUCCGGACAUGGCUGAACUCCGCGAACCCCUAAAUAAGCUGUUGAAGAAAAACACUCCGUUCGUGUGGAACAACGAUUGUGAGAAAGCUUUCGAAAAAGCUAAAACAAUCUUACAGUCGGACCUGCUUCUGACUCAUUUCAACCCAAAUCUUCCGAUCAUAGUGUCAGCGGACGCCUCAAGUUAUGGCCUCGGAUGCGUGAUAUUCCAUCGAUUCCCAGACGGCUCUGUUAAAGCCGUUCAACACGCGGCGAGAUCACUCACAGAAACAGAAAGGAAGUACGCGCAAAUCGAAAAGGAGGCCCUCGCGUUAGUUUUCGCCGUUCGGAAGUUUCACAAAUACUUGUACGGUCGAAAGUUCACUCUGAACACAGACCACAAACCGCUAAUCACAAUUUUCAAACAAGGAAGCGGAAUAUCGGCUCACGCAGCCAACCGCCUGCAGAGAUGGGCUCUCAUUUUAUUGGAUUACACGUUCGAUAUCCAAUACAAGAAAACAACCGACUUCGGAGAAGCGGACGCGCUCAGUCGACUCAUCAGCAUUCGUCAGACGGACAGCAACGAGGAAGACAAAGUGAUCGCCCGCGUGGAAAAAGAAAUCCAAGCCGAACUCCAGACAAGCAUCAAUCGAAUGCCAAUCACUGCGGAACAAGUGCGGCAAGAAUCAAAGAAAUGCUCUCUGCUUCAAGCGGCAAUGGACCAUGUGUCUACAGGACAAUGGCCAAAAUUGACGAAAGAGAACGACCUGUUCAACUUAUACUCCAGAAAGGAUAACCUCAGCAUCGUAGACGGUUGUCUCAUCUACAACAAUCGGGUGGUGAUCCCACGAACCCUGAAGGAGAAUAUCCUAAUAACACUUCACGAGGGCCAUCCUGGUAUAGCUCGCAUGAAAACUCUCGCGCGAGAAUACGUGUUCUGGAACAAUCUGGACAAAGACAUAGAAGAUCUCGUGAGGAGAUGCGACCAGUGCCAAAGAGCAGGGAAAAUGCCAAAGAAAGUACCACUCGAGCCAUGGCCCGACACGGGGAAACCAUGGAAGAGGGUCCACGCGGACUUCGCAGGUCCCAUGAAGGGGGUCUAUUAUCUCAUAAUAGUCGACUCCUUUUCAAAGUGGCCAGAAGUGCUUCCCACAAAGAAAAUAACGGCGGAAGCAACCAUCGAACUUCUCGACGAAGUCUGCUCUCGAUACGGCUAUCCGGAGGAAUUAGUGACCGACAACGGCCUGCAAUUUGCGGCCUCUACAACGAAAGACUUCUGUGUGCAAAGAGGAAUCAAACAGAUCUUCACCGCCCCGUACAACCCUAUGUCGAAUGGACAGGCAGAGCGUUUCGUAGACACAUUCAAACGCUCUUUCAAAAAAAUGGCGGAAGAGGAGGGGACACCAGGUCAGAAAAUCCGGACAAUCUUGAGGACAUACCGGAGCACCCCAAAUCGGACGAUCAACGACAAAACCCCAGCAGAGCUAUUCGUCGGAAGAAAACUCCGGUCAAGAAUGGACCUACUACGCCCAAGCAGCGCCGCGAAGAUCAACUCUAUCAACGCACCAGGCCCAUCCUACAGAGCAAGGAUGAAGAACGAUUUCGAUCGACAUCAAGGCGCCGUGACGAAGACUUUCGAGCCGGAAGACUGGGUCUACGCGACCCAAUUCCGGAACAACAAAACUUCAUGGGUACCUGGCGUCGUGAAGAGACGCACAGGUGCGGUCAACUAUGAAGUCGACAUCGCAGGGGAUCUCGCUCGAAAACAUGCGAAUCAGUUGAAGAAACGGGAUACAAGAAACAGCCCGUCCAUCAUGGAGAUCGAGGAAGCUACCCUUAAACGGGAAGCCACUGAGAGUUUCUUCGGGAUUCCGGACCCGAAACGCGAAAAAGAUACUACUCUGGUACAGCCACGGAGGCCGGAGACUCCGGCCACCGGACACCCGAGCACACGACAGAGAGAACCCGAAAAUAGUUCUGCUCUGACCGCUGAAAACCCAGUCGAAGGACUUGGAGACCAACCGCAAUGCAGUGGUUGGAGCGGGACUCGGAACGGCUUCCGAGAUAUUGGACACCGGACGUCGGAUCGCGCACCAAUCUCUCCCGAGGAGCAAGCGACUACUCGGAAAAAGAGAUCUGUCCUCUCCCACCGGGAAGACAAGACCCGAGAAGCAACCCAUCAAAAGACGUGGAAAAGUCGGAACAAACAUCACUACUUCAGCAACUGUGCCCCGAGGAAACCGACUAUGACCGCGUACGGCUACAGGUUGGCGAGGAUGCUCUGCAUCGGGAUCCUCAUCGUCGUGGGAAUCUGGAGCCUUUCCUGGAUCCCCAGCGGACCUUCAGAAGAACCUACCACUCAGCCCCCGGAGGAACCUUCGGAAGCGCCUGCCAUCAAGUACGCUACCAUGCUACGCCACGGUAUCAAGCUAGUGGGGUGA
Molecule: messenger RNA, 3579 nt
Organism: Galendromus occidentalis (western predatory mite)
Lineage: Eukaryota; Metazoa; Arthropoda; Arachnida; Mesostigmata; Phytoseiidae
Exons: 3
Coding region: 1-3579 (1192 amino acids)
Biological process (GO): DNA integration
Molecular function (GO): nucleic acid binding
Source: RefSeq, a predicted model, not a curated record